Messenger RNA from Schizophyllum commune H4-8, 1422 nucleotides. RefSeq lists its product as uncharacterized. The transcript has 2 exons. The coding region runs from base 1 to 1422 and encodes 473 amino acids. NCBI's taxonomy places the organism in Eukaryota, Fungi, Basidiomycota, Agaricomycetes, Agaricales, Schizophyllaceae. The record is from RefSeq and is a predicted model, not a curated record.
AUGGCCGCCCCCUCCGAGCUCCGCGUUCCCCUCAGCCCCCUCGACAUCAACGGCCCCGACCUGAGCGGCAUCACCAUGGGCUACGUCCUCCGGCCCGGCAUCGACGAAGAUGCGCUCCGCUCUGCCCUCUUCCGCGUCGUCGACAAAUGGCGCCUCCUCGCCGGGCACCCAGUGUGGGACGACAACGCGCAGAACUGGUACAUCAGCGUACCCGCGCCCGCGUACCCGCUUUCCACGUUCCCGCCUCCCUUCCACUUCACCACAUCCCACGUCGCGGGCCCGCUCCCCCACGUCCAGCCCGUGCACGACGUGUCCGCGACGCUCCUGCAGAGCCCUCCGAUCGCGCACUUCAGGCACCCGGACACGGUGUGGGCGAUCAAGGACGUCGCCUCGCGCCGCUUCCCCUUCCUCGCCGUGCACAUCACGCACUUUGAUGACUGCGACUGCUUGGGGGUGAAUGUGCCGCACGCGCUGUUCGAUGCGGUGGGCUUGGGGCAGGUGCUGAGCGCGAUUGACGCGGAGAUGCAUGGGAAAGAGUGGGAGGUGCCGCCGAUGUAUGUGGGGGUGAACCCGGUGACAGAGGCGGUCAGUAAGCUGGAGGAGAGUGAGGCAAUGUAUGAGGAGGAGCCAGCGACCUUGAAAUGUCUGAAGCAGGUGCUGGUGUCGAAGGAGCCGGACGGUAUCACGCAAUUUAUGGACAGGAUGGAAUGGGAGUGGCAAACGCAAGACGUGGAGUACAGGGCGGUGUACCUAGGGAAGAAUGUGGUGAGGAACAUGGUAUUGAGCGUGAAUGAGGGGUUAGCAAAAGAGUCUGGAGGGAAGGAGCGCGCUUCCACGGGCGAUGUGCUCCUUGCUUGGUUCCUAAAGGCGCCUCACAGCGCCGAAAGUACCGAAAAUACCCUUCUCGUCGUUCCCUACACCUCCAUGCGCGACGCGCUCUCCGCAGCCGCCGGCCACCCCCUCACCACCUACACCCACAACUGCAAAUACCUCUUCGCCCUCCCCCCGCUCACCAUCUCCGCCCUCCGCACCGCGCCCCUGUCCCUCCUCGCCGUCACCGCCCGCCGCGCCCUCAUCGCCGCGCGCCAGCCCGCCUCUCUUCAAGCCCUCCUCCACUGGCGCGAGCGCACGGGGUCCUUGCUCAACCGCCGCCCGGGCGUGGACUCGUGGCUGGUGUCGAACCAGGGGAUCGGGCGGUUCGCAGACGUUGACUUUGGCGUGGAGAUGGUGGGCUACUGGAGCUGGACGUCGUCGGUGUUGUCGAUGGAUCACAUUUUGACGAUCAAUGGGUUCAAGGGCGGGUAUGUGUUGCAGGCGCCAAUGAGGAGGUCGAGGUGGGAGGCGGUGGAGAGGGGGUUGGAGGGGGUGAGGAUAAGAUGGUCGCCGGAGGAGGUGAUCGAUAUUGCGGACGCCAAGUUGUGA